CGGCGGCGGCUGAGGCGGCCCGGCCGCCCCUGGAGCCCCGGGAGCACCGGCCCAGGUUGUGGUUAAAUGUCUGAAGAAGGAAGUGAGCCCAGGAAAGUGGAAGUUGCCCCGAGAGACUUCUCAGUGUGAUUCAGAAUGAUUGAGGAGAGUGGGAAGAGGAGGAGGACCAUGGCAGAGAAGAGGCAGCUCUUCAUGGAGAUGAGAGCCCAGAACUUCGACGUGAUCCGCCUGUCCACGUACAGAACCGCCUGCAAGCUGCGCUUCGUGCAGAAGAGGUGCAACCUCCACCUUGUUGAUAUCUGGAACAUGAUCGAAGCCUUCCGAGACAACGGCCUGAACAGCCUGGAGCACAGCAGCGAGAUCAACGUGUCCCGCCUGGAGACCAUCCUGUCCUCCAUCUACUACCAGCUGAACAAGCGCCUGCCCUCCAGCCACCAGAUCAGCGUGGAGCAGUCCAUCAGCCUGCUGCUCAACUUCCUCCUGGCCGCCUGCGACAGUGAGGGCCAUGGGAAGCUGACAGUGUUCUCAGUGAAAGCCAUGCUGGCCACCAUGUGUGGGGGGAAGAUCCUGGACAAGCUCAGAUAUCUUUUCUCUCAGAUCUCAGAUUGCACGGGGCUGCUGCUGUUCCCCAGGUUCGAGCAGCUGCUGCGGGAGGUGCUGAGGCUGCCCACGGCCGUGUUCGAGGGGCCCUCCUUCGGCUACACCGAGCACUCGCUGCGCUCCUGCUUCCCCCAGCAGAAGAAGGUGAUGCUGAACAUGUUCCUGGACACGCUGAUGGCCGACCCUCCUCCCCAGUGCCUUGUGUGGCUGCCCCUCAUGCACAGACUGGCCCACGUGGAGAAUGUCUUCCACCCCGUGGAGUGCUCGUACUGCCACUGUGAGAGCAUGAUGGGCUUCAGGUACCGGUGCCAGCAGUGCCACAACUACCAGCUGUGCCAGAGCUGCUUCUGGAGGGGCCACGCCAGCGGCCCCCACAGCAACCAGCACCAGAUGAAGGAGCACUCCUCCUGGAACUCUAAAUUGAGAAGCCUCACAGGAGGGACCUGAGCAGUAAAGUGCAGUUUGAUGGCAGGAUGAUCACCACAGCUCAAGGAAUUGCAGGCAAUUUUAUGGAGAAAAACCCAUUUUAUGGCACAAGAUAAGCCCAACCUUCCCCUGAUUCAAAGAGAAUUCAGAUGAUGAUAGGAUUAUAGUUAAUAGUUUUCUUCAGAAGGAAGAGUCAUUAGAGCAUCACUGUUUCAUUUAGGAAAUUGGGCUGAAGAGCAGGCAGGAGUUGGGGGGCCAAGGAAAAUUCUGUUGUCCUUUUUAUAAUUUGUGGGUAAUAAACUUCUGGAAUGUUUAAUCCCACCUAACAGGAGGUUAUUAUUCCCUUAAAAACAUAGAAAUCCAGGCUGGGAUUUUUGAUACAAAGAGAGGUGUAAAUGAUGGAAACCUGCAAUGCUUUGGGUGGGGAGGGACAUUCAAGCUCAUCCAGUGCCAUCCUUUUAAUAUUUUAUUUUAACUUCUCCAAGUCGUUCACGUCAAUUUUGUGAAAAUUUAAAUUUUUAAAUUAUAAAAAAUUCCUUAUUUUGUGUUUGGCCUGUGUGAGCCCCUGUGAGCUCACUCUGCAGAGUUCCUGGGUGAAGGGGCUGCUGCUCUGCAGCAAAACAAGAAAUGUUCUUUGCUGGCUUUUCACCCUCAUUCAGCCUUCCCUGGUGGGUUUUCAGUGUUUGUGACCCAG
Messenger RNA from Passer montanus (Eurasian tree sparrow), 1720 nucleotides. Its product is annotated as dystrobrevin beta. Gene Ontology annotation, cellular component: plasma membrane; synapse. Gene Ontology annotation, molecular function: zinc ion binding. Lineage: Eukaryota; Metazoa; Chordata; Aves; Passeriformes; Passeridae. The record is from RefSeq and is a predicted model, not a curated record. Gene Ontology annotation, biological process: synaptic signaling. The transcript has 10 exons. The coding region runs from base 136 to 1047 and encodes 303 amino acids.